Molecule: messenger RNA, 448 nt
Organism: Phanerochaete carnosa HHB-10118-sp
Lineage: Eukaryota; Fungi; Basidiomycota; Agaricomycetes; Polyporales; Phanerochaetaceae
Exons: 2
Source: RefSeq, a predicted model, not a curated record
AUGUCCGAAGGCGCUCUUUCGUCCCUCGUUCACUCACACGCCUUCUUUACGACCGACCCGUUGCUGCUAUGGCGCCAGUUCGGUACCUUCAACGCCACGACGGCGAUUGCACUGCCGUCGCACCCUGAAAUGUUCGCCCCGGAGUGGUACGAUGCGAACAAGAUCUGUUCGUGCGUGAUGCUGCUCGACCUCGAGCGAUUUCGCACGCUCCGACUCAUGGACUCGACGCAUUACCGCACGGCAGGCCUGCCUGCGCUUGCGCCUGCCACCUUCCGCGCGCUCUUCGGCGAACCCGACGCCGCAACAGGCCACUUCGCAGACGCCGCGCUCGGCGACCAGACUUUCUGGUGGGCUAUCAUCCAAGGUCGUCCAGAACUAUUCAAGCACCUGCACUACGACUGGGAGGUCUCGAGUUGCCUGGUCGAAAUGUAUGGCACCGGCCCCAUCG